GGAAUGGCAAAACUAUAAAUAUCACGAGGCUUCUAUUACCAUAAGUCCCAGUAGACAAGAAGCAUCUGAUUGUUCACAACUUAUAUUUGAUUCCUUGAUUUUUUCGUUCUCAGUGACAUGGAUGAGAUUUACAGCAGGAUGCCGUCAAUAACAAUCUUCUUACUAACAGUGGCAGUAACAUCAGUGAUAGCUAAUAGAGUUAAACCACCAGAACCUGCUCAUAAGGGACAAUUCUCUGAUGCAGAUGAGAUGAAGAAAAUCGCAACAAAAGUUUCAUCAUGGUCACCAAAUGAUGAAGUAAAUGUCUGGGAGAUGAGUGGCCUAUUUGAAGGUGACAUAAUGAUGGCUGAAGACAAUAACAUAAAAAAUAUUAUUCUGGAUGAAGAUAAAUACUGGCCCGGUGGAGUUCUUCCAUAUUAUAUAGUUGAAGAAGACUUCUCUGAAGAAGAAGUUGAAAUCAUUCACAAAGCCAUCAAAGAUUAUAAGAAAAAGACCUGUGUAUCAAUUCGACCAUACAGAAAGGGUGAUGAAGACUUUGUCAUGGUACAAGGGAACAACACAGGCUGCUGGUCAUACGUGGGAAGAAAAAAUGGUGGCCAGGUACUUAAUCUACAGACUCCUGGAUGUGUACAUCAUGGGAUUGUUAUUCAUGAGUUUUUGCAUGCUCUAGGAUUCUACCACCAACAGAGUGCUCAUAACCGUGAUGAUUAUGUCAAGAUACUUUGGGAAAAUAUCAAAGAAGGCAAAGAAGGCAACUUUCGGAAAUAUAAUGAGACACUUGUAACAGAUUAUGGAAUUGGUUAUGACUAUGGAAGCAUAAUGCACUACAGCAAAAAAGCAUUUUCAAAAAAUGGAGAACCUACAAUAGUACCUUUAGAGGAAGACGCUGUAAUUGGUCAACGGGAUGGACUCAGUGAAAAGGAUAUUAAAAAGAUUAAAAAGACAUACAAAUGCAAUGAAAAAGAUUCUCUCUUCAGCAUUUUUUCAUUUGAAUAGAUCUAAUAGCUAUGAA
Molecule: messenger RNA, 1012 nt
Organism: Schistocerca serialis cubense
Lineage: Eukaryota; Metazoa; Arthropoda; Insecta; Orthoptera; Acrididae
Product: zinc metalloproteinase nas-14
Exons: 6
Coding region: 118-996 (292 amino acids)
Biological process (GO): proteolysis
Molecular function (GO): metalloendopeptidase activity; zinc ion binding
Source: RefSeq, a predicted model, not a curated record